This is a messenger RNA of Exophiala viscosa, 1092 nucleotides long. RefSeq names its product chaperonin 10-like protein. The record is from RefSeq and is a predicted model, not a curated record. Gene Ontology annotation, biological process: alcohol metabolic process. Lineage: Eukaryota; Fungi; Ascomycota; Eurotiomycetes; Chaetothyriales; Herpotrichiellaceae. Gene Ontology annotation, molecular function: alcohol dehydrogenase (NADP+) activity; zinc ion binding. The transcript has 2 exons. Bases 1 to 1092 code for a protein of 363 amino acids.
AUGCCUACCGACUACAAGUUCCAGGGUUGGCUGGGUCUUAAUAAAGAUUCGGCCAAGGGCCAAAUGGUUUGGCGAGACUACGAUCCAAAGCCCUUCGAGGAGACCGACGUCGACAUCAAGAUCAGCCAUUGUGGAAUCUGUGGUUCCGAUAUCCACACUCUUCGAAGUGGCUGGGCACCGACUUUAUACCCAACUGUCGUUGGCCAUGAAAUUGUUGGCACUGCCGUACGUGUUGGCUCCAAAGUCGAAGGUGGACUCAAGGUCGGAGACCGUGUUGGAGUAGGCGCGCAGAGUCUGUCGUGCUUGAAACCAGAUUGCGAGCAAUGCUCCAACGGCAUAGAAAACUACUGCCAGAAUCACCAGACGAUAACGUACAACAGCAAGUAUCCGGACGGCAGUAAAUCCUAUGGAGGCUACGGGGACUAUUGGCGAGGUCCGUCUCAUUUCGUGUUCAAGAUCCCUGAUGCAUUGCCCAGCGAUGUCGCCGCUCCGAUGCUAUGUGGAGGCGUCACUGCAUUUUCACCACUACUACAUCACAAGGCCGGCCCUGGAAAGCGAGUUGGUAUUAUAGGUAUCGGUGGACUCGGGCAUUUUGGUAUUAUGGGCGCCAAAGUCCUUGGGGUCGACAAGAUUGUCGCCAUUUCACGUACUUCGGCAAAGAAAGCAGAUGCGUUGAAGAUGGGAGCCGACGACUUCAUAGCCACAGAAGAGGACAAAGGCUGGAACAGAAAGCACAGGCAGUCGCUUGACAUCAUUAUCAGCACCGUCUCGAGUCCCAAAAUGCCUCUUCAACAAUACCUCUCGCUACUGCGCGUGGGUGGUGCCUUUGUACAGAUUGGCGCUCCAGAGGACAACCUGCCCUCUUUUAACGGUUUCGCUAUACUUGGGAAACGAUGCAGCAUCUCAGGGAGCAGCAUCGGUAGUCCAAAAGAGAUUCGUUACAUGUUGGACCUCUUCGCAGAGAAAGGUGUACACACUUGGGUAAACAGAGUCCCAAUGAAGGAUGCCAAUAGAGCAAUUGUGGAUAUGGAAGCCGGGAAUGCCAGGUAUCGCACCGUCCUCGUCAACGAGAACCAUGCGUCCCGCCUAUGA